Molecule: messenger RNA, 2325 nt
Organism: Chelonoidis abingdonii (Abingdon island giant tortoise)
Lineage: Eukaryota; Metazoa; Chordata; Testudines; Testudinidae
Gene: SPACA1
Product: sperm acrosome associated 1
Biological process (GO): acrosome assembly
Cellular component (GO): acrosomal membrane
Source: RefSeq, a predicted model, not a curated record
AUGAGGCUGCGGGCGGCCGGGGACGCGGGGCGCCUCGCCCUGCGCCUGGGGCUGCUCCUCAGCCUGCUGGCCCAGCAGCCCGUGAGCGCCAAGAACGACAGCGGCUCUGCCCUCGAGCAAGCCGUGGUGGCGCCGAUAGUACAGCUGUUAGAGCCGGGUUUGAAUGCUACAGUAUCCAAGGAGGUAGAAUUUGGAAUAUGCACAGUGACGUGUGGUAUUGGCAUUCGAGAAGUUAUAUUAACUAAUGGGUGCCCUGGAAGUGAAACAAAAUGUAUUGUUCGUGUAGAGGAAUGCAGAGGACCAGUAGAUUGUGGAUGGGGUAAACCAAUUUCUGAAAGCCUUGCAACUGUGAAGAUCCCAUGUAUUUUUAUACCUCCAGAGAAUCGAUUUACAUAUCUUUGGAAAAUGUUAAUUCCAGACCAGCAAUCACUGAUUCUUCCUAAUGAUUCAGCUAUUCUGGAGGUACACAGGGAUACCCAUCCAGUAGCUUUCCAGUGUGACACAAAAGAAAAUAAUGAGAUAGUUGCCUCUGUAAAAUAUACAGUAUAUACAACAGCUGAAUUGGAAACAAGAAGAUUAAGGAGACCAAACACAGAUAUAGUUCUGGUGUUUGUCCUGAUAACUGGAGUUAUUGUUUGUGUUGGCGUGAUCUUUGCAUUAAUCUUCAUAAUUCUUCACUGGGCAGCUGUAAAAGCAUUCUGGGCAUCAAAAGUUGGUAAGAGCUCCAAAGAAGAACAAUCAAGCUCUCAAGGUUCAAUGAGAACCAUAGAAGAAGCACCAGGAUCAGGAUCUGUAUUGGCAUCAGGAUCAAGAUUAGCAUCAGGAUCCGCAUUAGCAUCAGGAUCAAGAUUAGCAUCAGGAUCUGCAUUAGCAUCAGGAUCUGGAUUAGCCUCAGCAACAAUGUCAGUACCAACACCAUCACAUAUAGAUACUACUGGACAAGAACAGGAGUCUUUCCAUGAAUGGAACAAUGAAGAAGAGAAUUAGAAAGAAAAAUAAGAUUAGACUAUAUUAAGAGAUUAUCUAAAAAGAGAUUAUAAUAAAGCAUGUUUAAAAUACUCACAUUACUAGUUUUAAGAUUUUUUUUUAACAUAUAUUGGGUAUAUAGAGCUGAACCUUAAAGAUGGUAUGGUAAAAAUACUAGGCCCUGCUGCCCUGCACCAAAGGGCCAUGCUAUUGACUCUGGCCACUAGGCCAUACUGUCCUGUAUCGAAAGGCAACACUAUUAACUCUAGCUGCUAGGCCACGCUGCCCUGGGCACCAGGGCUAUUAACUUUUUGCUGGUCCUUAGACCCCAGGUGGCGAGAUCAGAGACAGACAAGUGGACCACGUACCCCCACAAUGCUCCUUUUGGGCCAGGGUGUGCAUAUACCACCACAAGGCCCUUUAAAAAUUGGUCCCCAAAAUAAUUAAAAUAAAUGUUGUGACCAAAUUCCUUGGAUAAGUGAAAUCUCUGAAAAGGGGCCCUUGGAAAUAACAGUUUUGGUAUUUUACAUCAUAGUGACUUUAAAAAAAAAAGACUCAUUUCAGAUACUCAAGAAUGGACAAAAUUGGUUCUUAAUAAACAGUAUAUUGUUUAAAAACAGAAGCACAAGAAAAGUAUAUACAGAACAUGGCAUUUACAAACUACUGGACAAAUCUGCACAUAUGAGCUACAUAGCCAUAUAGGUGCAGAUCCAGGAAAUUUACAUUCAGCUGGUGAAGAGCUUGUAUAUUGUGAAAAAUGAUGAUCUUCGGAUUUUAUUCUUCUUCCUUAAUUUUUGGCAUUCUAAAACCUCCCACAAUACCCGCCGUCCUGAGAAAAUUAAAUGCAAAAGUCCAGCAUUAAAUAUGAAACAGUACCUAGCUGCUCCCUACUUAGAGUUGCAACUCACUUUCUGUUACAACUCUAAAGUUAUGAGAUCACAAGCACUCAAAAGUCAGGAAACUUCAGAAGUUAAGGUUGCUCUGGCAAAGUUCCAACGUCCGACAGCCUGUAUUAUUUUAUCAUCUUCUUUACCCUGCUAGAUGUAAACCUUAAUGUAUUACUCUUUCUAUAAGUCCACAUUAUAAAAUCCACAGGAUGUGCAACAUAGCCUUUUAAAUAUAGCCAUAGCAACCUUUUAAUUUUUUGAAUUUCCUUACUUUUGAUCCCACAGCCUGAACAUUGCAUUACUUUUUUUUCACUAUGGCAGAUAGGCUGAAGGAUAUCCAGAUAUAAAGGUUUGUCUUACUCUUUUUUAAACGAGAAAAUAACGUUUAAAGGUCAAAAAUCUGAUCAAACUUUUAUUUCUAAGUUAGAGAGAUUCUCCCUCUCUCUCUUUCUAAACAUGUCUUACAAUGAAU